AAAACAUAACCUGUUAAAACCCCGCCAUACAAACCCCAUCUCCGCCCAAACAGGGAACCCCCCUCCCAGUAGCCAGAGGGGGGUCCCUCCAAGAAGCACGGGCCGGGAACCAGGAAAACGCGGGGGGAAAAGCCAGGCCCGCCCCAACAACCCCAGCAGUCCAGCCCCUACAGCUCCCCCGAUCCAUAGGAAUGCCCAUAGAGGGGGAGGGAGCUGGGAACAGGAGCAGGGCUCGGACGAAGGAGAAUGGGGGAUGGAGGCAGAAUCCACCCCAAACCAAUCUAGGGCCAGGCACCCAGGACCUUUCCCAAGGGGGGGAGGGAACUCCAGGCCCAGGGGAACAGGUGGUCACUCGUAUUUUCAAACCUCAAGACACUGGAGCCAGCCACAGUGGUCUGGGGAGUAUGACCAAUGGGAAGAUGAUGACUCUUGCUAUUUUAUCGAGGAAUACAAUUACGAGGAUGAUUGUGAGUUUUUUCCUGCAAGCAGCCACGGGCAUCGGCAAAGGAGGCCAGUAAAGGGAAUGUGGCAGGAAGACAUUGGUUACGGAAAUAACCGGGUGCCAAGUUUUUAUUUUAGAAACCGAGAGGAGGAGGAGAGUUGGAUCCAAUGGAGAAAGGAGAGAGAGCAGAAGGGAAAGGAGGAAGCAGGACCUUCAAGACGGCAGGAAGGAAGGGAGAGGGCUUCAUCCAGUACAGAAGGGCAGUCUUCACAGAACGGCGACAGGACCAAGGUGCCUACACGGAAGACUACUAUGGCUCGUGACCCCCUCUUAGAAGAAUUGUGUGAAAGGGCAGUAUCCGAAAAGACUCUUUCAGCUACAAAAGGGCCUGGAAGAGAUGGCAGAUAUUCUGCAGAAGCGGUAAGAGCAAUCAAGGCACUAAGGAUUUGGUGUCAUUUUUAAUGGUCCUGUACAGAGAAGGAAAGUCAAGAGCAGGAGCCAGCAACGCAUUAGCCGCAAUUUCUCAUUUUUCCAUAGUAAAGGGUAGAGCAGAUAUCACACAUGAUCCAUUAGUUAGGAAAAUAAUGAAGGGAUGGGCAAGAGUUGAAGGCCCCAGGGUCGAUAAGCGAGAACCCAUAAUUGAAUGCAGACUAAAAAUGAUUCUGAACUCUCUUGAGGAGGUGUGUUCAGACCAAUUUGAAUGUAUUUUGUUUAGAGCAGCCUUCGCUCUGGCUUUCGGAGGAGCAUUUAGGAUAAGCGAAUUGGUCCCCCCAUCCAAGAAGGUAACAGAUAAAGGUUUAAUGUAUAGCCAGGUUUUGUUACAGGACAGGAAGUUGUUAGUUUACAUCAGUAGAUCAAAAACAGAUCAGUUGGGUAAGGGCAGAUGGUUCGGUAUAGAAAAAACUUCGAGAAUAACAUGCCCGGUCAAGGCCUUGCAGGAUUACAUAGGGAUGCGCCCAGCAGGGGGGCACCUUUUGUUAAUUCACAGGGACUUAUCCCCCAUGUCAGCAUUUCAAUUUAGGCAAGUGCUCAAAAAGGCAGUCAUUGCGAAUGGAUGGGAUCCUAAAAAAUUUGGAUCACAUUCAUUCAGGAUCGGGGCAGCAACAGAAGCAGCAAUGAGGGGAGAAACAGAGGAUAGGAUAAAAGGGAUUGGGAGGUGGAAAUCAAAAGCAUACA
Messenger RNA from Xenopus laevis (African clawed frog), 1618 nucleotides. RefSeq lists its product as uncharacterized. The record is from RefSeq and is a predicted model, not a curated record. The coding region runs from base 254 to 904 and encodes 216 amino acids. NCBI's taxonomy places the organism in Eukaryota, Metazoa, Chordata, Amphibia, Anura, Pipidae. The transcript is spliced from 2 exons.